AUGAGAGGCGAUCGAUUUGUAAUACCAACUAGCUUAAAAGCGGAACUAAUCAACAUUAGCCAUCUAGCGCACCAAGGCAUUGUUCGUACAAAGCAACGUCUUAGAGAGUUAUACUGGUGGCCAGCAAUGGACAGAAUGGUAGAAGAGAUAAUUCGUAAUUGUUCAGUUUGUCAGGCUAGUGAUAAAACGGCAUAUGUGAGAACUCCGCCUUUACAACCUGUUACCCUUCCAGAAAGCCCGUGGAAAAAGUUAUCGAUUGAUAUUACUGGUCCAUUUGAGAAAGCAUCGCAAGCAUACAGAUACGCUAUUGUUCUCAUAGACUACUACAGUAAAUGGCCAGAAAUUGCGUUUACGCGAGCGAUAACGACAGAUUCAGUGUGUACAAUGCUUAAUUCCAUUUUUGCGAGAGAGGGGUUGCCAGAUGAAAUUGUAUCUGAUAACGGCAAACAGUUUACUUCAACCGAGUUUGAAACAUAUUUGGAAGCUAGAGGAAUUCGACAUAUUCGAACAUCACUUUAUCACCCUCAAGCUAACGGGCUCGUAGAAAGAUUUAACAGAGUGCUUAAUUAG
This is a messenger RNA of Anneissia japonica, 570 nucleotides long. RefSeq lists its product as uncharacterized. The coding region runs from base 1 to 570 and encodes 189 amino acids. The transcript has a single exon. NCBI's taxonomy places the organism in Eukaryota, Metazoa, Echinodermata, Crinoidea, Comatulida, Comatulidae. The record is from RefSeq and is a predicted model, not a curated record. Gene Ontology annotation, biological process: DNA integration. Gene Ontology annotation, molecular function: nucleic acid binding.